UAUAGAAAGAGAAGAGAGAGAAGGAAAGAGGGAAAGUGAGAAGAAGGAGAGGGAGAGGAGAAGAAGUAAAGAAGGAAGAGAGAGAGAUCUCGCCGGCGAUCAGAUAAACUCCGAUGAUCCUUCAAGUAAUAUUUGGAACACAGUUUUCAGUUUCCGACUGAUCGCUAAGCUUUACUUCUUUUAUCUUUUUCUUCUUUCUUUCAACUUUCAUUUCAUUAGUCGAUCGAUCGAGUAAUCGGAAUACUUAUAUCGAUCGAGAAAUCAGGAAUAUACAUAGUUUUAGGGAUUUGAGGGGCUAAUUUGAAGUGCUCUUCUCUAAACCCUGAUCUUAAGUUUUUUUCUUUCUUUCUUUCUGAAAACCUAAUCUUUUUAUGGAGACGGCUACUAAGUCCGCCACAAUCAGCCACUUGCCUCAGAUUUCAAGCGACGGGUUUUUUCUUACCGGUGAUCAAUCGAAAGAUUCGACAGCCGCCGCUCGAAUCGUUUCGUCUCCAUGGACACAGAUGGUUCGGGGAUCUGAAUCCGACCCAUUAUGCCCUCUCUCUUCUGAUUCGUCUCAUUCAAUGGAGGCUCUGUCAGAUAGGUCGUCUGACAUUCGUAGCGGCGGUAACAAAGCCGAUAAGAAGCCUGCAUGGAACAAGCCUCUUUCUAGUGGUGCUGUUGAGGAUGGACCUGUUAUGGAUGCUGUAUCUUGGCCUGCUCUUUCUGAGUCUACUAAGACUCUGUCAAAAUCUGGUUCUUCUGAUUCAUUGAAAGCAGUUUCUGAUGGACUUGUUCCUAAGUUUCAGGUAACUGGAACUACAUCUUCCCCUUUGCAAAAGCAGAUUGUGACAGACAAUGCUAAUGCUAUUUCAAGUCCAGUUAUCGAUAAUGAUAGCUUUGUCCAGCCACAACAGGGAUUGGUUGUUGAAGUAUCUCCAAAUGCUGGAAAACUUGGAUCACCUGUUGUUGAGGCUUCAUUUUCAAAGGAAAGCACUCAGAAGGAGAGUAGUGGACAAAGGGUAGGGGUUGGAUCGCAAUCUCAUGGUGAACAACAACAGCAACACCGUGGUUCAUUUAGGAGGAGCAACGGUGGGUUGAAUCAUCAUCAUCAUCAUCGUAGUGAUGGUGGUUCUUACCAUCAUAAUCAUGCUGGAAGGCGAGAUCAGGAGCGUGGAAAUCGCGAUUGGAAUCGUAAUAGGAGUUUCAAUGGUAGAGAUUCCCGGGGUUAUGUAAGAGCACCACCACCACCACCACCACCACAUGAUGCUCCUUUUAUUCCACCUCCCCAAGGGCCUUUAAGACCACCCUACGGUAACCACCCUAUGGUUUAUCAAGCUCCUGUUGUUUACCCCAUGGGACCUCCUCUAAUGUUUUUCCCUGCCCCCGAUCCAAUGCUGCACUCGAAGAUUGUAAACCAGAUAGAUUAUUAUUUCAGUUCUGAUAACUUAGUUAAGGAUACGUUCUUGCGACAGAACAUGGAUGAACAAGGUUGGGUUCCUAUUAAUUUAAUUGCAAACUUCAAAAAGGUCAGGAUUUUGAUGGAAAGUAUCAAUAUCAAUAUCAAUAUCAAUAUCAAUUACAAUAUCCAAUUGAUAUUGAGUGUUUUGCGUUCAUCAAGUGUGGUGGAAGUGCAGGGCGAUAAAGUAAGAAAGCGUGAUGAUUGGUGGAAAUGGACUAUGCAACAAGCAUCAGUUCAGUUACCUGCUGGAGGUUUUAGUCAUGAUAAUAUGCAUAAUUUUCGACAGGAGGAGAAGAAGAUGACUGAAUCAAUGGCUGAACUCAUGAAUGUCAGGACGUCUGUCCUCAACAGGGGAUUCUAGUAUCAUGUUCUUCUAUUGCUGCUGGUCGAAAACAACAACAGGUCCCAUUUUGUUUUCGCUUUUGUUUUUCAUGUUGGAAGAGGAACCGCUAGAGAAAAAGAUAAACAAAGAGAGUUUUUGAUGAGUUUGUUAUUGGUUUUUGAUAGAUGAUGAUGGUUGUGUGAUGGAUUCUUUCUAUUUUUGUUUUGUUUUGUUUUGUUUUUGUUUAUGAUACUGUUUCGAAACUCUUCUUAAAUCUUCAUUUGGGGGAUUUUAUCAUAGUAUUUUUGAUUUUGAAUUCUA
Impatiens glandulifera is the source of this 2084-nucleotide messenger RNA. RefSeq names its product la-related protein 1C-like. The record is from RefSeq and is a predicted model, not a curated record. NCBI's taxonomy places the organism in Eukaryota, Viridiplantae, Streptophyta, Magnoliopsida, Ericales, Balsaminaceae. The transcript has 6 exons. Bases 372 to 1802 code for a protein of 476 amino acids. Gene Ontology annotation, molecular function: RNA binding.